CGAACAUCACAAGAUGACUGACAGCUUUAACACUGGCCAUGGUGUAUUUGCUUUAGUAGCGGCUUGUGUUUGCAAAUCUGCACCUAUUGAGCAAAGACAGGAUGCUAGUUUAGACAUAACACGACAGAGUAGGAACCAGGUGCCCGUUAUUUCUAGCUAUCUGCUACAAAUUUGUCCAGCACUUGUUAAAGCAGUUCAGUCGUAAGGCUUCUUGCCGAGAUGCACUUCACAGUGGUUUUUGCGCUGAUGUUGCUCAAUGGUUUAACCCUUACCCUGGGAAAUCAAGCAGAAUGUGGAAAGCGACCCAUUACUACCCGUGUAGUUGGCGGAACAGAUGCCCAGCCUAAUUCAUGGCCAUGGCAGAUCUCUUUGAGGGUUAAAGUGCAAGGAAAACUUUAUCACAUUUGUGGUGGAUCUCUCAUCUCACCAACACACGUGGUAACGGCAGCUCACUGUGUGGUACAAAAAGCUGCGCCCAGUCGUUACAAAGUUGUUGUAGGCGAGCAUGACCAAACAGUAACCGAAGGUGCGGAACAAGUAUUCGAUGUAUCGUCGGUUUGUUUCCAUGAAGGUUUUUCCAUGCAGCAUUUACGCAAUGAUAUCGCUGUGCUUACACUUUCCAACCCUGUGGCCCUGAGUGAUCGAGUAAACACUGUUUGUUUACCACAGGGCAGACAGCAAGUGCUCACGGGAACCAAAUGCUACAUCACAGGUUGGGGAAGAACUAUUGGCGGAGGAAAGCCGGCGAAUAUUCUUCAACAGGCCGUCAUGCCUGUUGUGGAUCACCAGACAUGCGCCAAGGCGAACAAGGACUUAGUGCCAGUGGAUGAACCAAGCAUGCUGUGUGCAGGAUACGCGACAGCAGGCAAUGUGAUCAGUGGAUGUCAGGGUGACAGUGGAGGGCCAUUCGUGUGUGAAGAAAAUGGGCGUUUUGUUCUUCGUGGGGCUGUGAGCUGGGGACACCCUCGGUGUGAAGCAGAGAACUCCUACACGGUGUUCGCUCGCGUGAGCUUCUAUGUGGACUGGAUCAAUGACAAAAUGGCUGGAGGUCAUGGCCAAGGAUGUGCUCCAACUCCCGCCCCUCCAACAAAACGACCCUGUUUCGACAGAUGGCCAGAAUCAACUUGUCGAAGAUACAAAGGGCAAUGUGGAGUGCACACUGUUAGGAUCAGUUGUCGUAAAACAUGCAACUUUAAAUGCUAAUUCUCAUUUUUAAAAGAAUAAAGACAGCCCGGCAACACAGGGCCUAAGA
Molecule: messenger RNA, 1252 nt
Organism: Orbicella faveolata
Lineage: Eukaryota; Metazoa; Cnidaria; Anthozoa; Scleractinia; Merulinidae
Product: elastase-1-like
Biological process (GO): proteolysis
Molecular function (GO): serine-type endopeptidase activity
Source: RefSeq, a predicted model, not a curated record